This is a messenger RNA of Clarias gariepinus (North African catfish), 1573 nucleotides long. RefSeq lists its product as uncharacterized. Gene Ontology annotation, biological process: response to bacterium. The coding region runs from base 104 to 793 and encodes 229 amino acids. The record is from RefSeq and is a predicted model, not a curated record. The transcript is spliced from 6 exons. Lineage: Eukaryota; Metazoa; Chordata; Actinopteri; Siluriformes; Clariidae.
AGUCCACAGCUUCAAAACAUCCAAUCAGGCGUGAGUCUGGACCUGGUUUUCUACUGAACACACAAGUUCAUUACCUCACUAUCACUUUGUCUAAACAGGAACGAUGAUCACACUCUUUGUGGCUCUUUACUCUCUGCUUUGUCUCUGCACAACUGUAAACACUUCUGACAUCAAGGAGUUUCAUGUGAAAACAGUAAAACAUGGAGAAGCUGUAACUAUGGAGUGUAACAUUAGUGAGGUCAGAAACAAUAAUAGUUUAGCUUUGUACAGACAGAGUUUUGGAAAAGUGCCUCAGUUUUUUGCGAGACUGUACGCUGGCUCUCCUGGCUACAUAUUGGCUGAGGGAUUUAAUGAUAACCGCUUCAGUGUUACUGUAAAGGACCAAAAGUUUGAUCUCAACAUUAAUGGAGUAAGAGAAGAUGAUGGAGGAGAAUAUUUCUGUGGAUAUGUGGAGGGAAGUACAGUAAAGUUCACAUCUGGAACACGUCUGCAGUUUGAAGGUGAAGAGAUGAAACACUGUUCUACACUGGGAAAUGGAGAUACAAAGCGGAUUAUUGCCUUAAUAGCCACCAAUAUAAUAUCUGUUAUUGUAAUUGUGGCUCUGGUUAAAGUUUUACUUAAACAACAAGGAAAAGGUUCUUCAUCAAGCAACCAUCAAACUCCCACCAAUCAGGCUGAUGAUGAAAAUGUCUUGAACUAUGCAGCUGUGAGUUUUGCUAAGAAACCUUCAUCCUCCAGAACAUCCAGAGACACGAGCCAUCAAGACGUUUAUGCACAAGUUAAAAUAAAAUAGAUAAAGAGAAAUAAAGUCAGAACUGAAAAACAAUAUGAAUGUAAUCAUCCCAGUUUGUACACAGAUGUGUUAUUUAGACAAAAACAUUUUUAUCACUGAAACGUUCAUUAUUAUUUCCAAACUGUUUACUUGUAUUAAUUUGCUCUACCUGAUAGAUCUUUAUUGUUUGCUUGUUUUAUUUCUUUUUCAACUUUGCAUUUGUACUCAACGUCCAACAUCUAAAAGUCUAACAUUUGAAUGUUUUUCAAUAUUUGUCUUUAAAAUAGUGAAGAUGUUUUUUAUAUUUAAUUAAUAAAUAUGUUAAUAAAUAUGUUACAUCCUGAUCACUAAUCCAGGGGCGUAACAUCCUUGUGGUCCCCGGACACUGUGGCCAGUGAUGCGUUGAGAGGAAGCAGACUCAGAAUAGAGGUCAUCAUCAUCUGGGUGUCAACAGAUAUAAAUAAGUGUGAUUAUAAAUAACUUCUCAUCUAGACCUGUACUAUACUAUAAUGUGCAGUUGUGUUAACAGGAAAUUAUGAGCUGAUGAAGAGUUUAUGAAUAUCAGCAUUCAGUCAGUCAUUUCUGAAUUCAAGAUGUAAGAAUCAGUGGUGCUUUAUUGACAUGACAGAUAUUUACAUCUGUAUUGCCAAAGCUCAGGGAUGAGUCAGAAGAAUAACAGGAAUGUACAGAUCAAAAUAUUAGCAGCUAAAAGUCAUAAAAAACUGAGAAAAAUAUAGACACAUAAAACACAGACAUUUAGCUCCACAGUCAAAGAUAAAGUGACACGUGCAAACUAUUGAA